Prorocentrum cordatum is the source of this 372-nucleotide messenger RNA. Lineage: Eukaryota; Dinophyceae; Prorocentrales; Prorocentraceae. The record is from the annotation of a GenBank genome assembly.
AUGGAGGCGCGCAGGGCCGCGCGCCGGCUCGUCCUGGCCGCCGGGCUCCUGGCGGCCGUUGCGGACGGGCAGGGCAAGGUGUACAAGAAGGCGCCCCCGCCCAAGUGUCCAGGGACCGUCCCUGUCGAUGGGAUCGAAGGCGACGUGCACAUUAUCCCUACGGGCUGGGUCGGCAUCCCUGCGCCUAUGCCCCUUGAGUCAAGGACCAGAAGGGCUUGGAGCUGCGGCCCACGAUCGAGAGCCGCGCGUACUUCGGGAAGGAGUGCACAGCAGGGAACUAUUCGAACAAGCAGUACCUUGCAGAGAAUCUCCUCGGGAAGAGAUUCAAGUUCACGGUCAACGUGUCUGGCGCUGGUUGCGGCUGCAAUGUAG